Schistocerca americana (American grasshopper) is the source of this 2248-nucleotide messenger RNA. Its product is annotated as transcription factor IIIA-like. Bases 128 to 1444 code for a protein of 438 amino acids. Gene Ontology annotation, molecular function: RNA polymerase II cis-regulatory region sequence-specific DNA binding; DNA-binding transcription factor activity, RNA polymerase II-specific. Gene Ontology annotation, cellular component: nucleus. Gene Ontology annotation, biological process: central nervous system development; regulation of transcription by RNA polymerase II. The record is from RefSeq and is a predicted model, not a curated record. NCBI's taxonomy places the organism in Eukaryota, Metazoa, Arthropoda, Insecta, Orthoptera, Acrididae. The transcript is spliced from 4 exons.
AAUAGCCAAUAGGAGCGGCAAGAGAAACGCGCGUAAAUUUGUAAACAGUAAUUGGCGGCAAGAGUAGUAUGAUUCGUGUUGUACAUGGUGGAAGUGAACAAGGUGUAAUUGUGUCUUGUGCAUCAAAAUGCCGCUGAAUACCACUGGCAAUGUAUCAAAUGGUGAUGAUGUUUUGAAUUACAAUGAAAUAGUUACUAAUGAUACAUAUAGCUGGAACUGGAGCUGGAGUGGAGAUGGUCCAAAAAUCGAGCUUAGUCCUACUAGCUCGUGCAGCUCCUCAUCAGAACUGGCCACGAGACAUGAGAGCAAAAGAGGGAGGCCAAGGGCAGAUACGAUAACAAACUUAAUAUAUGAAGGUUCAACAUCACCGAGCGCUAUAAAAUGUCGAUUUUGUAAUAGGGUGUUUCCUAGAGAGAAAUCUCUCCAAGCACAUCUAAGGACACACACAGGUGAGCGGCCCUACAUGUGUGAUUAUCCAGGCUGUACAAAAGCAUUCACCCAAAGUGGUCAACUCAAAACUCAUCAGCGAUUGCAUACUGGAGAAAAACCAUUUGUCUGUUCUGAAAAUGGGUGCACAAUUAGAUUCACUCAUGCAAAUCGCCACUGCCCUGAACAUCCGAAUGCAACACUCCACCGAAGCGAUGAUUUUGUACUGCGGCCUGUUACGUGUAAUCCAGAACAGUCAAGUGACGUUCUUCGCUGGCUUGAAAGGUAUCGGAAGGAGAGAGAAGACAGAACACCAAAGAAACCAGAAAGGAGGAACAAGGCAAAGAGGAAUGAUGUGGAAAACGGCAGUUUGUCUUGCAAGAAGUUAAAAAUUCGUAAAGGCCUGGUAACAGUAAUGGAACAAGAAAAUGUUCAACAUAAAAAAACUAGCAUUCAGAGAGCCACCAUUAAUGUUGAGCAAACUUGUAUUAGAAGUUGCAUCCCAGGAGAUGUGAAGCAGAAUUUUAAAUUAGAUGUGAACUCAGAUUCUGCAACUUUAAAUGGCAAUGGUGAACUGUACUCCCAUGAAACCUGCAAAAUACGGAAGAACAGUGACAUUAGAGUUGAACAACCAAAGAAGAGAUGGUUGCGAGAAGCAUGUAGAGAUCAAGCUCUGUGGGGGGUAAAGAAUGAAUUGGCUCAACCAAUCCAGUGGAAUGACAGAGAUGAUUGUACUGCCAGUAUGUUUGAAGAGCUGAGGCCAAUGAAAGCGUGCCAUGAUGCCAACCAGUUGAGGCCAACGGUGUUAAUGUUGGCUGCAAGGGAAGGUGAACAGUUUCCAGCAGAUGAUGGGUAUUUAGUUUGGCAAGCUCCCAGUAACCAACCAGAUGAUAAUUUGAAAUGGAUGGGAGCAAUGGCUCUCAUGCAGCUAUCCAAAGCAAAGGAAGUUGAAAAUUUUGAUUCUGAAAGUGCUACUACUCCACUAAACCUUUCUCAGCCACGAUAUAUGGAACUGUAGACGACAGUGUAAGUGGUGGUUUUUAACAGUCAGUUAAGACUGCAUGCAGUAUUUAUACCCCCAGAGAAGUGUUAAAGGUUUUGUGACUGGAUAAAAAUAUUUAAAAAUCUUGAUGUGAUUUUCUUACAAAAAAUCUUAACAUGAUCAGAUUGGGGGUUUCUUGUAUAUUGACAGUAAAAAAUUUUAUUUCUGCUGUUAAUAAUGGAUGGUGCCCUGCACCAGGAUGUAAAUGGUGCUAUCAAAUGGUCUGCCGUCAUUUAAGAUUAUAUUAUCACACAAAAUGCAAUGAUGGCAUAAGAUGAUUAUUGUAUGAUCAUAGGUUUCUGUUCAAUUAAUGUUCUGUGGAAAGUGUUACUUCACACCAGCACCUACACAAGUGGUGGUAGACAUCUGUUUAUCUGUUAUUUUUCACAACUUAGAGUGCAUUACUGCAUGCAGUAUUAAUAAUGCAUUGCCACAGUGCCCAAUUUGGUAGUUAGUUUUUUGGGAGUCACUUCAAAAGUCAUUUCUCCUUUUUAGAAAAGGUACAUUAGUGGUAAAAUUCAAGAGGCCAUGCUUCAAUUAGCAUAUAUUUGCCAAGCUGUGGAUAUUUCUGUUAACAGGUAUUUUAAUGUAAAACCUUUUUAAAAAAGGUAUAUUAUUUAAACAAACUUUUAAUGUAGCUAAUGCAUAACCUAGCAACUGAAAAAAUGUACAGUAACUGCUUUUAUUUAGCACAAAGAAUUUUUUAUAUAAUUAUUGCAAGGAAUGAAGUUAAAUUUGUAUAAUGUUGGAAUUUUAAUUAACUAUUUACAAACAGAUUUA